This is a messenger RNA of Daldinia childiae, 2277 nucleotides long. RefSeq names its product putative 2og-fe oxygenase superfamily protein. The transcript has 5 exons. Bases 1 to 2277 code for a protein of 758 amino acids. The record is from RefSeq and is a predicted model, not a curated record. NCBI's taxonomy places the organism in Eukaryota, Fungi, Ascomycota, Sordariomycetes, Xylariales, Hypoxylaceae.
AUGCCUGGUCCGUACAAAAUGGAGCCAAACGUAGAAGACCAUAUCGGUCUUCCGGACAAGCCAUUCAAGGAGUCAGACUUGCUCAAGGCGCUUGAAUCAAUUCAUAAAAAGGCCAGCUUCGCAUCCAUGACUCGAAUCAAUACUCUCAAUCCAUAUAUAUUCGUGCAGGAUGUUGGAAUGAUUGAUAAUCCUCUUUCGGAAACUCAGGCAAAACAAAUUGCUGCCAAGUCGCAUCAAGCCCCCUAUGAAAACAGUAACGAGACAAUUGUUGACACGCCGGUACCAAACAUAUGGGAACUCAAUCCGGAUCAAUUCAAGAUAAGAGCGCCAGCAUGGCAAACCUACUUGAACAAGGCUCUAGUUUACGUCGCUAGAAAGUUGAACAUUACUUCCCCUAUUUCUGCGGAGUUGCACAAAAUGCUUUUAUAUGAACAGGGUGCUAUGUCUAAGACCGCUCCGGAUACUGAGAAGAUCCCUGGGGUAUUUGGGACGCUCGUCAUCAAUCUUCCUUCACAUCACGAAGGUGGGGACGUGGUUGUCAACUACCGCGGCGCUUCAAAGCUAUUACCUACUUCGCGGCAUGAUAUGGCGUGCGCUUUUUGGUUUUCCGACGCCUCUUAUGAGGUCUUACCCGUCAAGAGCGGGUACAACUGGGUUCUGGUUUAUAAGCUUGCGAUAGACCCAACGGCUGCAUUGCCAACAGCAGCCAGUCGUCUUGAGAACAAGGCGCUUCGUGCGGCCCUCGAGUCGUGGUCACAAGAAGUCAGUAAUGGUUCGAGGAAACCUUUGCCUCUUUGCUAUGCGUUUGAUGUCAAUUAUACCGAUUAUUGCGGAGGAGUAUCGUACCAAGGGCUCAAAGAAGCGGACCGUGAGCGAGUUAGAUGUCUUCGGACCAUGUGUACCGAUUUGGACUUCGAUGUCUUUUUGGCCACUUUAGAAAAAAAAGAGACUCGUAUUAUCGAGGACAGACGUCGUCCGGAUUGGGACAUGGGUUGUUAUUGCGACCAUGACGACGAGGAAGAAGAGGAACAGGAGGAUGUUGAUUGUGAUACAACCGAUGAGUUCUGUGAUGUGUCCUAUAUGUUGACGGGGAUGGUCGACGUUGAAGGAAGAGUACUAGCCUCGAAUUUGAAACUUGAUGAAGAGUGCAUUUUGCAGGAGAAUUCCGUUACUGGCACGCCUUGGGACGAAAAGUACGAAGGAUACGUGGGCUUAGCUGGACCUCAACAAACAUCUCGGUAUCUUACAUCAAUUCCCAAGGACGACAUACGUGCUGUUUAUGAGCGUAUAGCACUAGCAGCAAUUAACAAGCUCGAGUUGGACGCCCUCACUGCUGCGGAAAUUCCCUCCGACAUAGGCGUAAAUGGCUCUAGAAACACUUCUGGCCCUCAGUACGUGACCUACAAGUCAUUUCUAAGGUUCAUUUCUACCCUUGUCGAACUCAAGCUUCAAAAACACCUUACCUUGCUCGCUCAGAAGAUAGUCGCUCAAGCGGAUAGAGUCAAGGGGGAAGAAUUAGACCUAUUUUGGAUACCGCUUCUCCAUGGGCUGUUUAUAGUCUUCGAGAAACGUAGGGUCCUUCUCUCGGUUCCAUACUGGAUGCAAAUAUACCAGAGUUUCUUCAAAGCCUACGUGAUGAACUACGUCCUGGAACAGCCGGCGCCUCCAUGCUCUUGUCAUGACUGCAAAUGGAGUUUGGGCGCGCAGUUCGAAGCAGCCAUGAAUGUCUGGUGGACGCGACGGCUCCACGCAGAAUUCUUAUUCGAGACCUUUGAUCAAGAGAUGCUACGAACCGUACUAGGAGACCAGUACGACGACAUCAUGAGCAUGAAAAUGCUCAAACGUCAACAACCACAACCUGUCGUAUGCAGUACCAAACAAGCCCAUCUACAGCAAAUCGAAUUAAUGCAUGCCACCUCGCGUGCCCGCAACCCAAACUCGUCCUUAACAACGUCGAAUCUAUAUAAUAUGCCGCCUCGACCGCCGGUAACAUUAUCCACCGCUGUUGCCGCAGGGUCAGCCAGGCCCGCGCCGCGGCCACGGCCGACGCCGAAACGAUCUAUGCUCGACGUUAGCCGAAGCAUCAGUGAAAGCGCACGCAAGCGAACAGCACAAAAUAGAUCAUCACCAUCGACGCGGCGCGAUCAUGGCGUUUCGAGUCCAGUGGGUGGCGGUAGCAGUAGCACACCGUCGAGACCGACACAAAGGAUUCCUAACCCUAUUACUGGAGAGAAGCACAAGUAUAUCGAUGUUAUUGAUCUUACGGGCGAUGACUGA